CAGCAGAAGGUGGAAUGAAGGAUAUUAAUAUCCGCAAGUGGCUCCGUUUGAAUUUGCCGAGCCUGCCGAGCGGUACCCAGACUCGUGCAUAGACUUGCACCAAAGCCGGCCAAAAUCCCGUCAUUCGAGCCAAGUACUUUAGGAAAACCAUCUCGCUCGUAAUGUUCCAAAAUGCACUUCGGACAUCGGCAUAUCUCUCGCUUCACAGGAGCACUAUUUCCAGCUGUCUGAGGUCACAAACCUUUCGUCGAUUGCUAUCUCAGGAAUCUCGCUCAAAAAUACAGGCUGCAGUGACCGAACACCCUGUGGUAUUGUUUAUGAAGGGCAGCCCAGAGCAGCCUAUGUGCGGUUUUUCACGGGGGGUGGUGAAGAUCCUCAGUGCUUUCGACAUUCCACCUGAAAAGUUCAAGGCAUAUAAUGUCCUCGAGGAUUCGGAGCUCAGGACCGGAAUUAAAGAAUUCUCGGAAUGGCCAACCAUUCCACAACUGUAUGUGAACGGGGAGUUUGUAGGUGGGAGCGACAUUGCUUUAAGCAUGUUUCAAUCGGGAGAGUUAGAAACGCUCCUCGAGCAGCAUGGGGUUAUUCCGAAGGCGUCGGAAUCUCCCUCUUAAUGUACCGCAUGGAUAACACCAAGAAUCGGAAAGUUAGCGCCGUACUCACACAGACCCGCACCGUACAAUCAAAUAACUAUCAUCACUCUUUCCUUGUCCUCCUCAUCUUCGACUUCGUUUCGCUUUCGUUUUUAAUUCCUAUAGAGGCUAGAAGAUCCUCAGUGUUCGGAACAACUAAUCACUGC
Suillus bovinus is the source of this 796-nucleotide messenger RNA. RefSeq names its product thioredoxin-like protein. Bases 162 to 611 code for a protein of 149 amino acids. NCBI's taxonomy places the organism in Eukaryota, Fungi, Basidiomycota, Agaricomycetes, Boletales, Suillaceae. The record is from RefSeq and is a predicted model, not a curated record. The transcript is spliced from 4 exons.